This is a messenger RNA of Chara braunii, 1215 nucleotides long. The record is from the annotation of a GenBank genome assembly. NCBI's taxonomy places the organism in Eukaryota, Viridiplantae, Streptophyta, Charophyceae, Charales, Characeae.
UUGCGCAGCAGGAGAGGAAGAAGUUAAGGCCGGUAGAGUACAUGUCCAAGAAGAUGCCCUCUCAAAAGCUGGCUAAGUCCACCUAUGAGAAGGAGCUCUACUCGAUCUACAAAGCGCUCACCCACUGGAGGCACUACCUCCUUGGUCACUUCUUCUAUGUCAGGACUCAUCAUCAGACCCUGAGAUGGAUGAAGAUUCAACCGGUACUCUCCGACGCUCUGAAGCAUUGGAUCGAAGCCAUUGAGCAGUAUGACUUCGAACCCCAGUACAUCAAGGGGGAGUACAAGAAAGUUGUUGAUGUGGUGUCGCGUAGACCAGACUUUCUCGAUGCGCUGGUCACCGAAUUUGGGCUUGCGGACAAUGUUACUCAGUCUUUGGUGGAUGUCUAUCGCGAGGACCUGUUUAUGGCCGAGAUCAUACACAGACACGAGGCGAAAGACAAAGAGACUUCUGCCGAGUUUGAGUUGGUCAACAGCCUGCUUUUCCUUGAGAAGACCGGGAAUAAGCGUCCGUGUGUUCCUAAUAGAGAGUCUUUGCGUAGUUUAUUUCUAGGUGAGUGUCAUGAUGCCACCGGACAUUUUGGUUUCAAGAGGACUGCAACUAAUCUGUUGCAGCGGUUUUGGUGGCCCACAAUGAUGAGAGAUGCCAAACUGUAUGUCGAGACUUGUCAAGUUUGUCAACGUGACAAGCCCCGGACACAGGCUCCUCUUGGGUUGCUCAAACCCCUUCCUAUUCCGGAAAGGCCUGGUGAAAGUCUGUCCAUGAACUUCAUGGAUACGCUAGUCACCAGCAAGAGUGGCAUGCGGUACAUCUACGUCAUUGUGGAUAGAUUUAGUAAGUACGCUAGGUUAGUGGCCAUGCCGGAAACAGCAAAGACCGAGUACGUUAUCAAGCUAUUUAAGGAAAACUGGGUUAGAGACUUUGCCCUGCGGAUGUCUAUAAUCAGCGACAUGGAUGUCCGAUUCACUAGUGAACUGUGGAAGGCCGCAAUUGCAGAACAAGGAACGCAGCUGCAGAUGACAUCUGGAAAUCAUCCGGAAGCAAAUGGACAGACAGAGCAGAUGAACCGCGAUGUUCAGCACUUGUUGAGGCAUUACAUUAAGCCCAAUCAAGUGGACUGGGAUGAUAAGCUUGCUCUCAUUGCCAGCCUGUAUAACAACGCAGUGCCACGAGAGUAAGUCCAAAUAGCCUACUUCUAACGUUCAAACCCAGACU